Molecule: messenger RNA, 2680 nt
Organism: Peromyscus leucopus (white-footed mouse)
Lineage: Eukaryota; Metazoa; Chordata; Mammalia; Rodentia; Cricetidae
Gene: Pmaip1
Product: phorbol-12-myristate-13-acetate-induced protein 1
Exons: 3
Coding region: 183-491 (102 amino acids)
Biological process (GO): apoptotic process; DNA damage response; release of cytochrome c from mitochondria
Cellular component (GO): mitochondrion
Source: RefSeq, a predicted model, not a curated record
AGGCGUGGGGCGCCACAAGAGACAGGAUUCCUGCGCUCGUGCAGCCCGCGGCAGCUCGGUGCGUCUGGCCCGAGGCACCCUCGGUCCAUCUCGCGCAGCCCGAGCCCGGUGGGAGUCGCAGAGCCCAGGUUGGGGACCUCAGUGCCCCCGUGCGCAGCGGAGAUCGCCGCGGCGCUUAGGAGAUGCCCCGGAGCCAGGCGCGUCCGAACGCGCCAUCGAACGCAGCGUGGGCAGAGCUAGCGCCCGAGUUCGCAGCUCAGCUCAGGAGGAUCGGAGACAAACUGUAUUCUGCGCGGUGUGAACCCGACAUCACUGCGGUGCUGGCGGAGAUGCCUGGCAGGAAGGCGCGAAAGAGCGCGACCAGAAGCCCAACGCCGGAAUCAGAAGACCUAGAAGAUGAGUGUGUUCAACUCCGGAGAAUUGGAGACAAACUGAAUUUAUGGCAGAAACUUCUGAAUUUAAUUUCCAAGCUCUUUAAUUUAGUAACCUGAGUUCUUCAAACUUUUUUGCAAGAAGGGACUCCCAGAAAGGAAGUUCCCAGUUGGUGCAAAUGUCUAUUAUAGGAUGGACUGUGAUGUGACGGAGAGGGAUGAGGAGGUUCCCUGAGCUCGGAUAAUGAAUGAGAUGGAAAUGAAUUUCUUCAGGAAAGUUUUCGGAAAUCGUCCUUUGAGAUGUGAUAACGUGAAACCACAUUUAUUUUAAAACAAGACUAGAGGAGUCAUGGAAAUAGGGAGGUAACUAGGAAUACACCUGUCUUUUGAGAGUUGGUCUGGAGUUUUUGCGAGAGGUUAUUGUCAAAAGCCAUGGGAAGGGGUGUGGCAAAUGAUUGCAUCGGGGUGGAGGAGAGUUGUUCAGCAUUGUUUUUCCCUACUUGACAGUAACUCCAGAGUAAUGUGUACUGUUUAGUUUCAUCCACUUAAUCUUCUGAGAGGAAACAUUUCAUUUUUGUUAACAUUAAGUGUUAUAGUGAAUAUUGAUUUCAUAGGUCACCAUGAACCUAUUGUGCCUGUUUAGGUGACUUUUAAGUGUGUUACUGUAACCAUUAACUGGAAAGUAUGGAAAACUACCAAGUCACUGAAAAAAAAAAUGUUAGAAGUAUAUCAAGGUUACUUGGUGCCAGUAAAAUUCUUGCACAUUGACUAUUAUGUGAUAAAAAGAGAGUUGAGAUUUUAUGUAACCUGAGACAAUGAAAUCCAAGAAACUUUUUUAAGUUGAUACAAUUAAAACUUAGUAAAAGAUUCAUAAGAAGUUCCUAAAAUUUUACCUGCCACAAGUAUUUCUUAGAGGUUUGUUGUUGUUGUUAUUUUUUGUUUUGUUUUGUAUUUUUUGAGACAGUGUUUCUCUGUAGCUCUGGCUGCCCUGGAAACUCUAGACCAGGCUAGCCUUCACUCAGAGAUUCACCCAUCUCUGUUUCCCGAGCCCUCACUACCACACGAGCUUUAGAGUUUCAGUUUCAAUCUGGGCUAUAAAUGUGAAACUCAAACUACUCAAUAACAAAUCAGUCCUGGUUAACAAAGGCAAGAGACUGGAAUAGACGUUUCCCUGAAAGGCAUGCAGAUGGCCCAAAGAUGAGUGAUUCAGAGAAAUGUAAACAAAAACCACCGAGAGAUGAUCUUAUACUCUCUGGAUUGACUGUUACCAAAAACGAAAGAUAACAAGCAUGGAAAGGACUGAAGAAGAGAAGGGAUUUCUGCAUAACUUCGUCAGUGUUGUAAGGCAGGACGCCUAGUUUGUAAACUAGCAUUGAGGUUCCUUUAAAGCUAAGACACCCUAACCCCAGCUGUCCCACUACUGAGUACAUACGCAAAGGUGUUGAAAUCUGUCUGCUGAAGGGAUGUCUUCAUUUUUUAUUACUUGUAUUAGCUAAGACUCGGAAACUGUCAAAGGCUGAGAGGGUUUUAAAAGCGGGAAUAUAAACAAAAUUGAGCCUUAAAAAGCAGGAGAUGUUAUUUGUCAAACAUGGAUGUUAGAUAACCGAGCUGCCUCUAGAGACAGCACUCUGCUCCUGUUGUUUAUAUUUUGACAAAAGGCCAUGUCAGCAAAUAGGAUUAAGAUGGCUGUGGGGGUGGGCUGGGGGAUGAGCAAAGGGCCACCCCAGUCUUGUAUACAGCAAGGUGACGACAGUGAGUGCAUACUUGACAAGAACUGAAAAGAUGUUGCCUGUUCUGACCAGAAGGAAGUGACACCCGCAGAAGUGAUGGGAUGGGAUAUUCUCAUAACUCUGUUUGAUCUUUCCCCACGGUGUCCGCGCACUGAAACUCAACCCUGUAAACGCAUUUAAUUUGUUAACGAAAACUAAAAAUUGUCCAAAAAGGGAAAUAAUCUCAUGAUUGAGUUUUACCAGGAAUAAUAUUUAUUUUACUUAUUUAUAAUUGAAGUAUUGCUGUUUCGUUUGAACAUGUGUGCCAGUUUCAUUUUUGUUAUGAGACAAGGGUCUCAUAGCCAUGUGAAGGGUGUCACAGAGCUAGUCACUUUGGAAGAACUUACCUCAGUCGUUAACGGGCCUCAGCAUUAAGGUUGUUUACUUUGAAGAUUUUUUUUUUUCUUGGCCUAAAGGCAGACAUUUUGCCAAAUGGGUAUUUAUGGUCUGUGACUGUAUUUAUAUGUAUGUUUCUGAAAACUGAUAUUGUAGUCUGAACUAUUAAAUAGAGUUGGAUACUGUAGCAGCUAUUGAAAAAUA